GCUUCAGGCGAGCCACUCGGUGGGCUUGAUCUAUGUCUAUCCUGAAGGUCCUGAGCUGAGCCCAACAGCCAAAGGCUACAAGCCAGAGCAAGUCCAUCAGCGCUCACCCAGGCUCAGUGCGCUGGAGGUGCGCGACACCUUCCACCGACGGAUGGGCUGGACGGAUCGAGAGACGGUGGCCUUGAUCGGCGGCGGGCAUACCUUGGGCCGUACUCACGGGAACUGCAACUUGACGGGCACCCAAUGGGGCAAAGGAACGCCCUACAACGACGUGGGCCCCUACUUCGAGGCCUCGCCGGGCACCUUGCGUGGUCCCACAGAUGGCACCUGUGGCCAUGGUGCUGCGGCUGGGCGGGGUGCCAACACCGUCUCCUCGGGCUUUGAGGGUCCUUGGACCCGCACGCCCUCGCGGUGGAACUACGAUUUCUUCCAUGCCAUGCUGGCGGAGGAGUGGGAACCUGCCAAGAGCCCUUUCGGCAACGACCAGUGGCGCACGAAGGAUCGCAAGAGCAAAUACGCCAAGACCAUGCGCCUCACAGCAGACUUGGCGCUGGUGCAUGAUGAGACCUAUGCUGCGAUUGUCAAAGAAUACGCCUCAGACUAUGCGAAGUUCGACGCAGACUUCGCAGAUGCGUGGUACAAGUUGAUGCACCGAUCACAAGCACAUCCAAAGGAGGAGGACCUCAGAAAGGAGGUUGGGGUUUGCACCAACUUUGAGUUUGUAAAGUGA
Molecule: messenger RNA, 730 nt
Organism: Durusdinium trenchii
Lineage: Eukaryota; Dinophyceae; Suessiales; Symbiodiniaceae
Source: the annotation of a GenBank genome assembly